Molecule: messenger RNA, 216 nt
Organism: Brenthis ino (lesser marbled fritillary)
Lineage: Eukaryota; Metazoa; Arthropoda; Insecta; Lepidoptera; Nymphalidae
Source: the annotation of a GenBank genome assembly
AUGGCUCUCUCAAUUGACGAAGACUUUUCACGACGCUCUGAUGCUAAAACUAUUGAGCAAAGCUCCCUUCCGGGUAAAAAAGCUGGCUGCCACCAAACCCAGCAUCAUGAGGUUGUUUUGUACCCCAUACACAAUUACUUUGAGGUUGCGCUCCUAACACCCAUGGAGGCACGACGUCUCACAGUGAUUUUAUACCGAGGUGGCUAUCCUCUCCAU